Mauremys mutica (yellowpond turtle) is the source of this 5179-nucleotide messenger RNA. RefSeq lists its product as uncharacterized. Bases 1 to 5178 code for a protein of 1725 amino acids. The record is from RefSeq and is a predicted model, not a curated record. NCBI's taxonomy places the organism in Eukaryota, Metazoa, Chordata, Testudines, Geoemydidae. The transcript has 2 exons.
AUGCGGGGCCUGAUGGCGGCUGCCCCCCGCCCUGGCCAGCCCAAGGCGCCUCCGCCGGCCGACGGGGACGUGGCCGUUCUCCAGCCUGAGCUGUCCUUCCUCAGAGAGGGCAGCAGACGAGAGCUGGAGCUCAGCCUCCGCAAGAGACUCAUGCACCGGCGCUGGGGGCUGCCCAGGAGGAUCCAGGAGUCGGUGCGGCUGCUCCAGCCUGCCUCAGCGCACGCGGAGCUUAGGCCCCAUGGACCCGCGGAAAGGGAUGCAGAGGGGCCUUUCCUGCUGCCCUGGCACAAGAGCACCGUGCACCUGGAGCGGGGCGUGGGGAAAGCCAGGAGAGUUGUCACUGCUCCCCACCCGUGGCUCAGCCUGGGACGUGACGCUCAGGAGCGGCUGCAGAUCCACGUGGCAAAGAAAUGUGUGGAGACCCGGCUGGGGGCCGUCCCCGCUGCAGUGAGACGCUCUUGGCAAAGGCUGCAUCUCGUGUCCCGGCUGCCCCUCCCCAAGCUGAUCCCUGCUGGGGACAGAGCCCCGAAAGCCAGGAGCCCCCUGCUGCCCUUCGUGCACCCAGAGGGCGUCUGCCUCCUAGAGCUGAAUGUGCAGCACAAACAUCUCACAGCCCUGUGGGGCCUGGGCACUCUCUACUCCCAGUCCCUCAGCAGGAUGGUUCCCAGGGCGCCCCCUGGGCCAGUUCCACCCCGUGAGGCUGAAGUCGAGUUCUGGGCACGGGAGGCUCUGUUCCUGGGCCUGGAGGCCAGAGAGGCUCUGGAGCUGCACGUCAGGAAGAAGAGGCUGCAGCAUGAAUGGGGCUUCCCUGCACUCAUCGAACGGUCGCUCAGAGCCUUUGUGCCGGCGCCCCCGCUGCCGGGGCCGACCACAGGCCGCCAAUGCGCCGAGCUGCACGUCCUCGUCCUGGUGCAAGAGCCUUCGCUCAUGGACGGGGACACGAGAGGCCGCCUGGAGCGUCACCUCCAGAAGAUGACGCUGCAGCGGAGGUGGGGCCUUCCCCGGAGGAUCCAGGAGUCCUUGCGGCUGUUUGCUGCUUUUGCCCCUCCGGCUGGCCCGCAGCUUCCUGGGGCUGGUGGAGAAAAGGGCGUUGGGCAAAGCCGGCUGGGGCCCAGCCAGCCAGACGUCCCCUCAGGGAGCCGCUUGGCAAGAGACAGCAGAACCCAUGGCCUUGCUGCUGAGCGGAGGGAUGAGCUCCAGCGGCAUCUCGCGAGGAAGUGCCUAGAGAUCAGGCUGGGGGUGAGGCCGGCCCUGGUGAAGAGAUCCCAGAGAGUGGCCAGGGAGGGGGAGAGGAUACCCCUCCCCAGGCUGAUCUGCGCAGGCCAGAAGCCCCCCAAGCCCAGGGCCGGCUCCCUGGUCUGCCUGCCGCCCACAGCUAUGAAUACACUAGACAUGAACGUGAGACACAAGCAGCUGGUGCAUUUCUGGGGGCUGCCCACGCUGCGGGAGGUGUCCCUGUGGAGGAUGAUGCCGAAGGCUCCGGCUGUGCUGCUGGGGAGCGCAGCAGGGAGGGCCUGGAUGCAGAUGGGCCUGGCUGGACGCAUGGGGGCUGAGGAGCCGGAGAGGAACGGCUACAAGGAGCCGCCUCUGGUCACGGGGCCGCCUCUGGUCACAGCCAAGGCCAGGGACCGUCUAGAGAGCCACAUCCUGAGAAAGAAGCUCCAGCACGAGUGGGGCUUACCGCGUGUUGUGCUGAGAUCCCUGGGCGUGUUCACACCCCCACCGCCUGGGAGGGGCCCCCCGAGGCAGGUCCAGGCCCCAGCCAGCGAGAGCGUCGCCACGGGCAGCCUGCUCUUCCUGCACACAGAGACCAGGGAGCGCCUGGAGUCACACGUGAGGAAACUGGCCCUGGAGCGGAGAUGGGGCCUGCCCAAGAGGAUCCUGGAGUCCUUAAGGAUGUUCCUGCCGCCUGCCCCACCAGGAGCAGAGCCCAGAGGCCAAACCCAGCCCCUGCUCCAUGUCUUCCCUACACUCCCCCAAGGUCCUACAGCCCUCUCCACGGGGCAAUCGGAAGAGCUCCAGCGAGGCCCCAGGGAGCCCCUCACCCACCGGUCCCAGCACUGGCUUGAAAUGGGGGUAAAGGAGGGCGAAGCCAGCUGCCCUGAGGCAGUGUCCCAACACACCCUGGGGAGCAGCAGCAGGAGAAGCCAGGAGACCUCCCAGACGAGCAAUGGGGAAGGGCCCCCCAGCUCCCCACGCCACUUCCCGGAGGACAAGGCAGAGCUGAAAUCCACCCUGGACUUUCCCAGGAAGAAGGUGCUGGGAAUUUCCCACAGGGCCCAGGAGUCCCAGAGACGGGCCUUGCGCCCGGUGGCCCAUGAGUCUUACCCACAGCAGAGAGAGCAGAGCUCUGAGGAAAGUCCUGGGCAGUGGAGGACCCACGAUGGCAAAGGAGCUCCGCGGAUGGCGGGGCCUGGCAGGCGCUCCCGGAGCUCGUCUGUGGAGACAGCCGUUUGGAAUGAGAAGAGGAUCUUGUGGGAGCUGGAAUCCAGCUUCAGGAGAAUAGCCCGGAGCCGCAGCCGCCAUGGCCCAGGGGGGAAGCAGCCUCUGUCUCUGGAAAUCGUGGGCCACCUGGAAAUGGGCCAUUGCACAUGCUUGGACUGUCCAUGCUGCAAGCUAGAGGGGUGGGAAGGCGCCCGCUCUCCAGGGGCCAGCUCUCCUGGGUGGCAGACACAGCGUAUCCAUGGAAGGGGGUCAGCAACUCUCCUAGGAGAUGCGGCAGCUCCAAGCCCUAUGCAUGCUGAGCCCAGAUGGCAGGGGCAGGGCACUCCCAGCAUGGCAAAAGAUGAACUGCCUGCCUCCUCUCCAUCGUCUCCGGAGGGCAGCGAGUCCAGGGCCUCUGACUGGUCUGAGGGAGAAAGCUCUUGUGCAGUCUCUCGCCCAGUGCCCAAGGGGCCCACGCUGGCACGGGUGCAUCUUGCUUCUCCGCGGGCCGCGGCACACCGGCUGGACAUCCACCUGGCGCAGAAGGCCCUGGGCUCCUUCAUCCUGCCACCCUGCGUCAUACGCUCCCAGACCAUCUAUGCUGACACGGCAGCUGAGCGGCUGAGAGCCGCUGCCCAGGAACACAGGCGGGAAAUUAACAUCCGGCUGCAGCGCAGGAGGGGCCGGAAAAGCCAGCUGGGAGGGCCCCAUCAGGAAGCCCUGGGAGAAAGAGCCCGCCCCGCGGGCACAGGAGAGCCGGGAUUCCCGACAGCUGGCUCCUUGGGCCAGAGACUGAUCAGAGAGUCCCAGAGCCAGACAAACCAGUACCUGUGUGAGACAUGCCAUGGCCUCUUCACCGCCGGUGAGGAGGGACUCAGCCCCCAGCCCUGUCCUGCCAAGGGGGCUGGGAAGUCAGACGUGGCGAGAACUCAGCUAGAGACUCAAGUGCUCCCGAGGGACAGGGAGAUGUCAGGUGAUGCCUGCAGAGGGGAGCAAGGUGCAUCCUACCAGCGGUCUCAGGAUCUGGGCCAUGCAGCUGGCGCCCCCCUGUAUGAAGGUCCUGCUGGCGCUGAGGAUGGAGAGGAAGCGGGGGGCCAGACGUGCGCCCCACUAGUACAUCAUCCCCAGCCUGUAACCAGAGACAAUGUGGGAGACAAAGUUUCGUCCGCAGCCUCCAAUGAGCUUGUGGGCUCCCUGUCCAGCAGCCGGUGGCCAGCCAGUCCCUCGGAGCAGCGCCCGCGUUCUGCAGAGGGGCUGUCCCAGUUCAGCACCGAGGGCGAGUGGGAGAUGGUCGGGGACUGGGACAGCGAGGCCGUGGCAGCCUGGGAUGCAGAAGGAGAAGGCAGCCUGGGGUGGAAGGAGAGGAGGGACACCAAGGGGCGACGCGGCAUGAGAGAGAUGCCGGCGGAGGGGACAGGCCCCAGGGCUGGAACCAACAUGAGGCAGACAGAGGCCCUGGUGCACCUCCAGGGAGAGGGGCUGAGUCACUGUCCAUCCCCUGCAAGGGGAAGGGCUCCACCUUCAGGGGAAUCAUGCUGGGCUUCCUCAAACGCGUCACCUCCAGGGCAUCGGUGGAGAAGAGAGGGCAGGUCAAUGGCUGCACCACACGGAGCCCCGCCGCCCCCUCAGAAACUCGCCCCAUCCCCCAAGAUCGUGACCUUCAACGCCAACGUCCACGUGCGGGCAGAGGUCAGGAGAUGCCAGCUGUGUUCCAGCGCGGAGGAGAUGGACGGUGCUGGGAGAAAGGAGCCAGCCGCAGCUGCUCAGACCAGGGGGCUGCCAGGGAAUGGGGCUCCCCAGGGAUCUGGGGCAGCCUCCCCCGAUGCCAGGCGAGGAGACAGCGUGACCAGGGGAGAAGAACCUUCUCCAGAGGAAACAGGGCCCUCAGCAGAGUAUGGUGGAUACCAAGAGCUGGUGACCCUGAGAGUGACCGAAUGCAGGGAGGGGAAGGUGCAUGACCCCAGUGGGACGCCGGCUGCAUCAGCGGGACCUUCCGCCCCGUGGCCACCCCCCCCAGCCUGCCGCGCUGCCAGGGACGCCAGAACAACCGGCAGUCACAAGGGAGAAGGAGGCAAAGGAGUCUCACAGUCUGGCUCAGCAUCCCUGGGCUCCAAUCAGCCGUCUCCCAUGGAGUCCUCCAGAACAAAGCCCAGAGAGCAGAGGGGUCGGGGACUCAGCCCUUCUCACCCACGGGGCCGCUCCAGGAGCUGGGUGGAAGGCCCGCAGUGCAGUGGCAGGGCCAGAGGACCAGACAGCGAGGGGAUCCAGGCCCGCAGCAGAGAGUGGAGAUCCGGCAGCAGAGGGAGGCCUACCGGUAGAAGAACAAGGUCCAGAAGCAGAGAAGGGGAAUCCCUGGUCCAGAAUCGGCAGGGCACACGCAGGAGGCCAGGCAAGGCCAGGUCACACGGGGUGGCCACACCAGCCAAUGGCGUGGGAGGAAAUGCCAUCAAGGACACAUCCGGGACAGUCGGAGUGUCUAAUCUGGAGCGCCGUGGGCACUGGGCCAAGCUGGAAACUGAGCUUCCGCAGCCAGGGUCACGUCCUGGCAAGAGUGCAGGCCAGGUGUGCUGGUUCCACCAGCAUCGUGCUCACGCCCACCUUUGCUACGUACACGACAGAACGCCAGCGCUGCGCGGAGAGAACCUGUGUGCUCUGCGGGAGAGGAUGCAGGCCCGGCGGAGGAAGCUGUCCCCGUCACUCAACAACGCCGCCUCUGAAGAGGAGAGCCGCCUCCGGGCCUUGGACGAAAGUUAGU